Molecule: messenger RNA, 597 nt
Organism: Seminavis robusta
Lineage: Eukaryota; Bacillariophyta; Bacillariophyceae; Naviculales; Naviculaceae
Source: the annotation of a GenBank genome assembly
AUGACCAGUUCUCCCCUGCCUCGCACCACAAGGCUGUUCUUGUAUAUUUUGGUGUUAGUUUCGUGUACCGGUAGACAUCAGACAUCAGCCUCCUCCAACCGACCUCAGUUUUCACCCAAUAGAGCCCCCAGCACUCGUUUGUAUCCCCAUGAUAGGGACCAUCAUGCUCGUCAUUCUCUCGAAAUUUUGGAAGAACAUCCACUGGAACUCUACCAUGGAAAAACUCCUGGUUUUCUGAAUGGAGUUGUUCUUGUAUCAGCUACAAAUCUGCUCAUCAAUGUCCUUCGACCCGACGAAGCAAUCAUGUGGCAGUUCAAAGUUCCUCGUAUCCUAUGGGAAAUAUGUCUGAUGUUUACCGCCACAAUAUGCAAAGUGCCCGCUUCCACGCCAUCCAAUACGUCCUCCUUGGUCUAUCUCACACUCUCCACAAUGCUGUGGACCACAGCCUUGACGGAUAUCUUCCUUUGGGCACCUCUUUUUGCAUUCUGGUCCGGAAUGGACAAUGAAGACUGCUCAGGAGGCUGGUUCACGGGCAGACCCUAUGUAUGUGUCAAGAACCCAGAAAAAGGAUACGGAAGAUUGUUGGUAACCAUGUAA